AGGUUUUAUUAAGAAUAUUAUUACAGAGGCCGGGGGGGGGGGGGCGCAUGCGCAGGUCCGCCAUACUUGGCGCCAUCAAGACACUCACUCGUAUAUUAUUAUCAUUUACAACACUUGUUUUACUCCAAGAUGACGGACAAAGAGGGCACCAAGGUAGGGGAUGGCGGUGGCCCUGCGCCUGUGCGUGCGCCACCAGACCUCCCGACAACCGUGGCUGUGGCAGAGGUAACACCUGUGCAACGUCUGCAAGACACAUUUGAUGAUGCCGUGGAGGAGCGGGUUAUUAAUGAGGAGUACAAGAUAUGGAAGAAGAAUACCCCAUUUUUGUAUGACCUUGUCAUGACCCAUGCCCUAGAAUGGCCAUCACUAACAGCACAGUGGCUACCUGAUGUCACAAGGCCAGAAGGCAAGGACUACAGUAUUCACCGGCUGAUACUUGGUACACACACCAGUGAUGAACAGAACCACCUGCUCAUUGCCUCUGUUCAGCUUCCAAAUGAAGAUGCACAGUUUGAUGCAUCACAUUAUGACAAUGAGAAAGGAGGAUGUUGCGUGGCAUCUUCUUCACGAAUCGCUUUUUGGUUCAGUAGCAGAUGACCAAAAGCUGAUGAUCUGGGAUACACGUGCCAAUAACACCAAUAAGCCUUCCCACACAGUUGAUGCCCACACAGCAGAGGUCAAUUGCCUCUCCUUUAAUCCCUAUUCUGAAUUUAUUCUGGCUACUGGCAGUGCCGAUAAGACAGUUGCCUUGUGGGACCUGCGCAAUCUCAAGCUGAAACUUCACUCAUUUGAGUCGCACAAAGAUGAGGUUUUCCAGGUUCAGUGGUCACCUCAUAACGAGACAAUCCUUGCAAGUUCAGGCACAGAUCGUCGGCUGCAUGUGUGGGACCUCAGCAAGAUAGGUGAAGAACAGAGUGCUGAGGAUGCUGAAGAUGGACCUCCUGAACUAUUGUUCAUUCAUGGAGGUCAUACUGCUAAGAUUUCUGAUUUCUCAUGGAACCCUAAUGAGCCUUGGGUAAUCUGUUCUGUCAGUGAAGACAAUAUUAUGCAGGUGUGGCAGAUGGCAGAAAAUAUCUACAAUGAUGAGGAACCAGAGACUCCGGCUUCAGAACUAGAAUCUGGGGCAUCUUAAAUUGUGCAUAGCCUUUUGCAGCACCAUUUUCAUGCAUCAAGACCCACUUAUCAGAUUUGUCAGUAUUCAUAAAGUGAAGCAAGUAUUAUAUGGUUUGCAUUGUAAUACAUACAGUAAGCAGUGUAUUAUCCAGAAAAGGAAGUAUGCCUUUAAUUCCUGUAGAUCAUUGGCAUCUUCUUAUGAAUUUCUAAUAUGAAAGUUCAAUUAGAUGACAUUUAAAUUGUACAUGAAUUAGAUAAUUUUUGUGGAUCUUUGGUAAUUUUGUUGUAAAAGUAUAGUAUUUAUAUUGCUAUUCCAUAUAAUGCAUAAUUCCAUUGAAAAUGAUAAUUGUUGCAAGAAUUUCAUUAGAAUUAUCAUUUUUAUAAUAAAAGAAACAUGUCAAAA
Molecule: messenger RNA, 1516 nt
Organism: Cherax quadricarinatus
Lineage: Eukaryota; Metazoa; Arthropoda; Malacostraca; Decapoda; Parastacidae
Source: RefSeq, a predicted model, not a curated record